UUGUGUCAGCGGCCAAACCGCCAGCCAAGUCCAGGUCAUAGUCAGCCUUUCGCAGAGCAUAACAGUCAUGGUUGCGGCUUAUGAAGCUCACGUUCCCGGUCUACAUGAAUCAUGUUCUGCGAAUCGACUGGACAAAAUACGGAAGCAAUUAGGUCGAUUGCUGUUACUAUUUGUUAGGGACUUUAUACUCCCGUACACAAAUGCAAGCGUAUAGGAAACAAUUAAAAUGAAUAUGCGAGCAUGACAGGAACUGGGGGAGUUGCGGAGACAGUUUACGAGAUGACAAGGUAACGUGACUCGGUGCUACAAACGCGUCCAGAUAAGCGUGGUCACUGGCCGGUGUUUGGCCAACAACGUCCACCAUGGCUACUGUAUAUCGUUCAAAUCGAUCACCUCUCAAUUCACCGCCUCGCAAAAGACAGCGUCUUUCCUCACCCGAUUACGAAGACCAGCUCAAUUUAAGCCAACAAGACCUUGAAAUCAUCAGCCAGAUAGAGCAGAGGCUUUCUCAGAAAAAUGUGUGCGAGGAAACAGUUUCAAAAUCCACAGGCGAAAAAGGGAGAAGUUCAACCUCAGAUUCAGACGAUCCUUUCAAUCCAGAAACCGCGACUGUUUCCAAUCCACCGUCAGGUUUCGGAUUUGCUUCGGUCUCCACCCUGACCCUUCCUCAGUCAGAUGACUGGAAUGAUGACAGAUUGUCACCAGAUCCAACAUUAGAAAAGGAUUACUCGGACUGGUUCGCGCCCGUCGAUGUCCCCAUGGGAUUUCAGACUGCGUCGGCUUCCUUUGCUCCAGCAUCUUCGAUUAGCGACAAGAAUGAAGCGCCAGUUGGUUUUCAGACUGCCAGCAAGAAAGGCAUUCUGGCACCUUCUAUGACUGCUUUGGCAAAGGCGAAGGCGAAAAUGAAGGAGCUAUGGGGAGAGGAUGUUUCUGAUAUUGGGGGCGAAAAUGCGUUUCGAAGUGCAUCUACUUUCAAUAAUGCCGUUGACGCCUCUCAGCGUGGGCCUUUGUGCUCCCUCGAAAAUGCGUGCAGAACACCGGAGACCCCAUGUCCACCUGCUGUUCUUCGACCGCCGGUCGCAAAUGCCGCCUCCUUGCCACUAUUCCCGUCUACUGCUUUCCAAUCACCCCUGCUCGGAAAGGCAACGGAAAAGCACAAACCCAAACAGUUUAAAUCACCUUUGUCAGUGCCCGGCAAGCAGCACGUUACCAUUUCUCCACUUCCUCGAAAUAAUGUUCCACCCUCCCCGUCUCAAGCCUCGUUUAAUUCUGCACGGUCACGACAUCCCCUUUCACCUGUUUCGAGUGUUGCGUUGCAGACUCCGGUAAAGUCGAAAUCGAUUGGAAGCUCUUCAGGGUUGUGGAGCACCACCGCCCGAACAACCCCUGCUCGUUUUGUUACGCCUUUCAAGCCCGGUAUGAAGCCAGGUGAAUCUGGUCGUCAAGCCUUGGAGAAUAAGACAGUAGCAUCGACCUCCAAGACAUCUACUCCAGCAGCUGUUCCAGCCCCGCCCAAGAGACGGAAAAUAUUGUUCGAUUUGAACGUCUCUCUGGAUCGCAAACGUUUGAUAACCUCUGGCCUCGUACCUCAGCGUUUCACGCGGGACGAAUUGGAAUCAUUCGACCUCGAUUAUGAAGAGCUUUCUCAAGUCAACCUUCAAACUGCUCGGUAUUACUCCUUUUAUUGUAGCAAUCCGGAACCAGAAUGUUCUGAGCCUCCUCCAUUCUCGAUUUACUCAACCACGACCCCAAAUUUUGGCCCAGAACAUGCUUGGGAGCGACUGACUGCUAUGGGGUGUGGUCUGGCGUCGAAAGAUUGGGUUUUCAAUCACUGGUGUCUUAUUCUCUGGAAACUGGCUGGAAUGGUUGCGCUCGAUCCAGAAACCGAAGCAGAUGGAGAAAAGCGACGAUGGUCAUGGGAGGAGAUCUGGAAUCAGCUGCUCUACCGGUAUGAACGUGAACUUAACAUGGGAAUGCGACCUCCUCUCAGAAGGAUCACUACGCAAGAUAGCCCAGCCUCCUGCCCCAUGAUAUUAUGCGUAUCGAAUAUUUUCUGGCCUAAAGCUGAAGCGGCCAAUGGUCAGGAAAUUACACCUCACCCGGAACUAGAAGUGACGGACGGGUGGUAUAAGCUACGCGCUGCGAUAGAUGCGCCACUUGCCCGUGCAGUCAAGAAGGGAACCCUCCGAAUCGGGCGGAAGAUAGCCACGGCUGGCGCUAGAUUUGAUAGUGAGCGCAAGGACGGGGUCGAAGUCCUGGAGGCGUACACUUCAUGCAAGUUCAUCCUGAACGGGAAUGCAUCACAUUUAGCUCCUUGGCACGCUAAACUCGGGUUCCAGACAGGACCUUACAUCGCGACUCUUCGCAGCCUGACAGCAGAUGGAGGGAUGGUGCCCGUUAUGGACCUCAUCGUGACAAAAGUCAUAGCCAUCGCGUUUUGGGAAUCUUGGACGGACGAGAAAGGGCAGAAGCGUAGUGGUGGACCAAGGAAUGAAGCAGACGAGGCGAAGUGUAUAGAGCAAUGGAAAGCUAAACGACAAGCUGCUGAAGCCAAACUCCGUGAUGAACACGAGAAACAGGUUCACAGGUAUUUGGGAUAUGCGGAUCGGUUAGAGCGUAAGGCGGGAGGUCCGCUUCGGGGUGAAGAGCCUCCGGACUCAGUCGAAAGCUUGUAUGACGAGUUGGAGGAACCCGAGGAUGUAGGAACAGUGAUUUCCAAAGCUACAGCCCACGAGGCCGGAUGGUUAGCUAGAUUUAUCCGUGAAAAGAUAGAGAAAGGGCAAGAGACGAUACGGGAUGAGAUUGAUAGGGAGUUGGAUGAUAUCUGCCCGCCACGAAACACCAGAAGCUUCAGAGUGAUAUUCGUGCGGGACGCGCAAAGUAAUAGGCGCGCUGCCAAUCGAACGGCGCAGUUGACUAUCUGGGAUGUCCUCAACGUCCAAUUAAACGAGGGAAAGCCCCCAGGGUAUUUUGAGCCUGGUUACAGAUGUAUCGUGACGAACUUGAUGCCAACUAAACAGAGAGCAUGGAUGGAGCAUGAGCCGGGAGAUGAAGUAUAUUUGGUAUCGACGAGAGCAACGAAGUGGCAAAGGGUGAAAUCUUAACCAAUGCUGUUUCACUGAUUGCCGAUUUCGAUCUGCACU
This is a messenger RNA of Marasmius oreades (fairy-ring Marasmius), 3143 nucleotides long. RefSeq lists its product as uncharacterized. Bases 363 to 3104 code for a protein of 913 amino acids. The record is from RefSeq and is a predicted model, not a curated record. The transcript is spliced from 10 exons. Gene Ontology annotation, biological process: regulation of DNA-templated transcription; double-strand break repair via homologous recombination. Lineage: Eukaryota; Fungi; Basidiomycota; Agaricomycetes; Agaricales; Marasmiaceae.